AUGCAGCUACGGCUUGCCUAUGCUGGCCCUACCGGCAUGAUGGUAAGCUGGAAUACACAGGCCAAGCUGGAACAGCCCACCGUACAUUGGGGAACAUCACCACACCGGCUCAACCAUAAGUCGACCUCCAAUGUCUCGGUGACCUACCCGACAUCGAGUACGUAUAACAACCACGUCAAGAUCGAAGGAUUACGACCGAACCAGCUAUACUACUAUCAGCCCAAGCACAUCCAAAGUGGUGAAGUGUACUCGUUCCGCACGAGCAGGCCUGUAAGCAUUUACGAACCAUUCAAGACGGCGGUGGUCGUAGACUUGGGGACGAUGGGCAAAGACGGACUCACCACGCAUGUUGGCGCUGGUGCUGCAAACCCUCUGAAGCCGGGAGAAACUAACACUAUCCAAUCUAUCAAUUCUGCCAAGAACGAUUUCGACUUUUUAUGGCAUGUUGGAGACAUAGCAUAUGCAGACUACUGGUUGAAAGAAGAGAUUCAAGGCUUUUUACCAAAUACCACCAUUGCCGAGGGAGCUGAGGUCUACGAACGCAUUCUCAACGAGUUCUAUACCGAGAUGAGCGCCAUCACCGCAACUAGGCCGUACAUGGUUGGGCCGGGGAAUCAUGAAGCGAACUGCGACAACGGUGGAACCACCGAUUCUGUUCACAAUAUCACAUAUACAGUCGGCAUAUGCAUGCCGGGUCAGACGAAUUUCACCGGCUAUCGAAACCAUUUCCGCAUGCCGUCAACAGAAAGUGGCGGAUUGGGUAACUUUUGGUAUUCGUUCAAUCACGGGAUGGCCCACUUUAUACAACUCGACACGGAGACCGAUCUGGGCCACGGCUAUAUUUCCCCCGACGAGCCUGGCGGUAGCGAAGCAGAAGACUCUGGUCCCUUUGCGAGCUACAUGAACCAACAGACGAAUUGGCUUCAAAAAGAUCUCGCUGCUGUCGACCGCAGAAAAACACCCUGGAUCAUCGUCGGAGGGCAUCGGCCGUGGUACAUUAGCGCUAAGAACAAGUCUUCUACGAUUUGCUUGGAGUGCAAGGAUGUUUUCGAACCGUUAUUUUUGCAAUACUCUGUGGACCUGGUUCUCUCGGGACACGUACACGCUUAUGAGAGGAAUGCGCCGAUGUAUAAUUAUGAGGUUGAUCCUGCCGACUUGAACAACCCGAAAUAUCCAUGGUACAUCACGAACGGUGCGGCUGGCCAUUACGAUGGUCUGGAUAGUUUGACCCGUCCGUUCCAGGGCUACUCGCGCUACGCGCAGGACACGGCAUACGGCUGGAGCCAGCUCACGUUUCAUAAUGCUACACAUCUGACACACGACUUCAUUGCAAGUGGAAAUGGAAGUUUGCUGGAUACUGCCACACUCUACAAAGAGCACAAGACAACAUGUGAGUAG
Messenger RNA from Zasmidium cellare ATCC 36951, 1398 nucleotides. RefSeq lists its product as uncharacterized. The record is from RefSeq and is a predicted model, not a curated record. Gene Ontology annotation, molecular function: metal ion binding; acid phosphatase activity. Bases 1 to 1398 code for a protein of 465 amino acids. The transcript has 5 exons. Lineage: Eukaryota; Fungi; Ascomycota; Dothideomycetes; Mycosphaerellales; Mycosphaerellaceae.